AUGACGAAAUCGUACACCUUUCCUACACAUAGGAGUAGAUUCCUGUCAGAGAUCGAAAUCGAACAAGGAGUUGUGAUUCUCUCCCUCGCGCACGUACACGAUUCAUUCAACGCAGCUCUGGGAGGGGACGGUCGAGACUCCAGGAUUUUGUUUCCCUCUUUCCGGAAUCUCAUCCGUCAGGAUUCUGCGAGAAUCGAUGAAGGUUUUGAGCAAAACGAUCUCGAUGAGGAAGGUACGCGAGAAUCGCGCACUCGAGGAGAGCCGAGGACAGAUAAAACACAAAUCGUCCCUCGGCGGAGGGUCAGGCGUCCGCGUGUUACAGGAUACUUACACACGCCCGAUUAUGAAGAUCACCUCUCCUGUAUCAGUAGCAUCCUCCACGCGCGAGUACGGGAGACGUUUCGCUGGGAGAUAAAUCACGCACGGCUUUUUGACACAAUAUACUACACAUAUACACACGGAUUUUUGAUGUACGUGCUUUCGCGGAGCAGCGCCGCGCAGCGUCGUCGUCGUAGUAGUACUGCUGGCAGUGGUAGUGGUAGUAGUAGCGCGCAGGCGCUGACAGGUGGCGCUGGCGCCGCGCAGGCGCCAGCGCCACCUGCGCGCCGCGUGGGCGCCGAUAAAUAAGGCGCGCGUACAAUCGAACGGCGGCGGAGUUUACAUCUGGUAGUUUGUCGGGUCGGCGGAAGAGAAAGCGGGGCGGAAAGAAGGAACGCGAGCGAGAGCGGGGAAAACCACGCGGCGAGAAAAUUCUCUCGUGGACGUGAACGAACGACGAUGAGCUCCGACGAGCUGGAAUUCGCGCUCGAGAGACGCGAUCGAUCGCGCACGGACAUCGAUAGAUCGCUUUAUCUGCUCUUCGAGGACAUAUCGUACAGCGUACGGCGAGGAAUCCUGACCAAGGAGAGAAGAGAGUUACUGCGUGACCUUAAUGGCGAUUUUCGACCAGGCGAACUCACGGCCAUUAUGGGUCUUUCGGGUGCCGGAAAAUCCACCCUAAUGGAUAUCCUGGCAGGUUUUACGAUAACUUCGGUCACCGGGAGGAUUCUGGUAAACGAACGGGAAAGAGACAUGUCGGAAUUUCGAAAAUUAUCCGCUUACAUAAUGCAAGACGAUAAUUUACAACCUCUUUUAACGGUGCAAGAAGCGAUGUUUGUCGCCGUUGAUCUCAAGCUCAAAUUGAACCGACGUCAAAAAUCGCAGAGGAUCGACGAAAUAUUAACAGUGAUGGGUCUUGACGUAUCUCGUUACACGCUUACCUGCAAUCUCAGCGGAGGUCAGAGAAAAAGACUCGCCAUCGCGCUCGAAUUGAUCAAUAAUCCGCCAGUCAUGUUUCUCGAUGAACCUACGAGUGGUUUAGAUAGCGUCGCAUCGAAGCAAUGCUUGGCACUUUUGAAGCAAUUAGCCCGAGAGGGACGGACUAUAAUUUGCACGCUUCAUCAACCGAGCGCGACGCUCUUUAAUAUGAUUGAUCAUCUUUACGUAGUAGCUGACGGAUAUUGCGUUUACACGGGCAGCACGCAAAAUUUGGUGCCAUAUUUAAGUAGUCUAGGAUUACACUGUCCAACACAUUUUAAUCCCACUGAUUUCCUAAUGGAAAUAUGCAAUGGUGAUUAUGGUCUUCACAUAUCCAAGCUAGUGGAAUCGAUAGAGAAUGGCAAAAGUAACGUAUGGAGGUCGGCGAGAGCUCUUCGCUUGAAUGAAGAAAUUAUGAUCUCGCAACAUAUUUCUCCUGUAAGAUUGUAUUCCUUCGAAACGGAAUUCAAACAGACGCCGCAUUAUGUCGCCAGUUCCUGGAAGCAGCUUUGGAUUCUUAUCAAGAGAAAUGCGAUUAAAUUAAUUCGUGAUAAGGUCUUAACAUGCACACGGAUCACGAUGCAUCUUGCGAUCGCUUUGCUUGCUGGCACCUUAUACUUCCGAAUCGGUCAGGAUGCUGCUUACGUAUUAGACAAUUUAAAUCUAUUGUUUUUCAGCGUUAUGUUUCUCAUGUACAAUGCGUUUAGUGCUACAAUGAUUACAUUUCCUACGGAAUUACCGAUUCUCAGGCGCGAGCAUUUUAAUCGUUGGUACAAACUACGAGCGUACUAUCUGGCGAAUAAAUUGGCUGAUUUUAUUGUCCAAUUUACUGGCACAUUUAUUUAUACCAUCGUAGUAUAUUAUAUGAGCGAUCAGCUUCCCGAAAGCAGAAGAUUCGGACUAUAUAUGCUCAUGUGCCUCGCCAUUAGUCUGGUCGGUCAAACGAUCGGGCUUAUCAUAGGGUCUGGUUUAAAAGUCCAGAAUAGCGUAAUUUUUGGACCACUUGCAGUAAUGCCGUUCGUGUUAUUUAGCGGUUUUUUCGUACGUUUGAAGGAUGCACAUCCUUAUUUGCAUUGGCUGUUUCACAUGUCAUUCGUGAGAUACGGUUUUGAGGGGCUCAUAACGGCGAUUUACGGCUACGAUCGUGCGAAGUUGAAGUGCUCGGCGGAAUAUUGUCACUUCGCUGUUCCCGAAAUAUUUGUCUCGGAACUAGGUAUGAAGCAUGUGGAUUAUUGGUUAAACAUGACAAUAAUGAUACUACUGUGUAUUGCCUUGGAUAUUGUGGCAUUUAUUAUAUUGAAAAUAAGAAUUAAGAAACGCAUAUAGUAGAUAUACGAUAUAUAAUUUAGAGUUUAAAAGGGCUUUACAUAAAAAUGUCGCAGAUAUAAAAAUGUGCCAGGCAACUAGUGUAAAUAUACAGAGGUCUCAGAGGGUUUACUUGUUAAGACUGACUUAUCUCUUGUUGAAUCUAAACAAUUGUAACACUCUUAUAUAAUGUAUAUACAUGCAAAUAUUUAAUUAUAAUAUUAUAUAUAUAUA
This is a messenger RNA of Nylanderia fulva, 2835 nucleotides long. RefSeq names its product ATP-binding cassette subfamily G member 4. The record is from RefSeq and is a predicted model, not a curated record. Gene Ontology annotation, molecular function: ATP hydrolysis activity; ABC-type transporter activity; ATP binding. Gene Ontology annotation, cellular component: plasma membrane. Gene Ontology annotation, biological process: transmembrane transport. Lineage: Eukaryota; Metazoa; Arthropoda; Insecta; Hymenoptera; Formicidae.